GGAACGAGACGUCGGAGCAACACCGCCGUUCCUAAUCCCCAGACUCGAGCAAGCGAGAGCGAUCUAAGCCGCAACCUUAAUUUUCGUCUUCGACAUCAACCACUACGACGUGAUUGCGCAUCAUCAAUCCACCAUACUUGCGUGUCACUUUCUCCUUCCUCUUCCACUUUCUCUUUUUCCUCCCUUAUCCGAUCGAACAAUAUGAGUUUCAUUCCUCUUAACCCGCGGCCCAUGCUGCAGAACCUCGUCAACGACGAUGUCAUUGUCCGCCUAAAGUGGGGUCAGACCGAAUACAAGGGCCGUCUAGUCAGCGUUGAUUCGUACAUGAACAUCCAGCUGAGCGGUACGGAAGAAUUUAUCGAUGGCAAGAGCACUGGCACGCUGGGCGAGGUUCUGAUCCGUUGCAACAAUGUCCUAUGGAUAUCCGCUGCAAAGGGCAAAAAGGAGGAGGCCGACGUUAAGAUGGAAGGAUAAACACCGGAUGAUGGGCAAUGCGAUGCGAACAAGACCUGCAGCAUUGCCGGGGUCAAGGACCACUCUGAGCCUGCGAGAAAGGCCUAGCACGACGUAUGGAUACGGAUAAGCGGAGGAAAGACGAAGUACAGAGCCGCAUUCUGGCUGUGACAGGUUCGAUUACGCCGCGGUGUAUCCAUCAAACGCAGGCCGAGUAAGCUUGAAAGCGGAGAAUACGAAGAGAAAACGGGAAAGAUAUAUCAUUUGGCAUCGGCGCUCUAGGCUACGGGAU
This is a messenger RNA of Xylona heveae TC161, 745 nucleotides long. Its product is annotated as small nuclear ribonucleo protein SmF. The record is from RefSeq and is a predicted model, not a curated record. The coding region runs from base 202 to 474 and encodes 90 amino acids. Gene Ontology annotation, biological process: mRNA splicing, via spliceosome; spliceosomal snRNP assembly. NCBI's taxonomy places the organism in Eukaryota, Fungi, Ascomycota, Xylonomycetes, Xylonales, Xylonaceae. Gene Ontology annotation, molecular function: RNA binding. The transcript has 4 exons. Gene Ontology annotation, cellular component: U1 snRNP; catalytic step 2 spliceosome.